CGAGGCGCCAGAUUCCAGACCUCAGACUGCAGACACUGUGACGCAGCUUCUCGCCGUGACUUGGAGAAAUUGUCAGAUUACAGACUACUCCGUACAGAACACACUGACCGUAUCUCACAUAUUCGUGUCCUCCAAACACCACUGCAUAUUUCACUCAUUCAUGAACAACACCUCGUACCUCUACUCCGUCCUUCAUGGCUCAACGCUGAUUCAUCCUCGUCCACCUCUGCUCUUCUCCUCUCACAUGCCAAGCUCUUCGUGUCAUCACCUGGCAUUCGCCUCCGCUGCCGUAUUGCCAUUCGCAUCUCUUUGUGGCCUGACUCAUCCCGUACCCUCCCAUCACUACUUCAUCUCUGCCUAGUAGUAUAUCCCUACCAUGGCUCCUCCAGACCUCAACUCCCUCCCACCAUCGCGAUCAAUGUCCUCUUCACCCAUGCAGCCGCGCUCAAUAUCAACCGCAACCUCCCCUCCCAACCGCAAUGAAACACCCUCUCCACGAGCCUCCUCGAUAUCUCUGGCCAGCGCCGCCAUGACAAAUGCUGCCAAUGAAUCCUCCAGACGCUCCUCUACAAGUAAUCGCGGCUCCCCUCUCCUGGGCCGUAUGCCUAGCGACCGCCGCCGCUCCCAAGUUGCCUUGAGCCUGAACCUGAAUGAUCCUUCCCUCCCCAGUCCUGGCGAACUCUCAAGCAACGACCCCCGUCUGAACCUGAGCCACAGCUUCGUCUCAGCCAGCCCUCCAACCAUCGGUGGCCGUCCCGCCAUCGCUACUGGCGACCCUCACCACCAACGCCAACCCAGCCUCGGCGAGAUCCACAACGAACUCGAGCAAGAGCAGGAAGCCCAAGUCAACCGCAUGCUCCAAAUGAUUCGCGAGCAACAACUCCAACUCGACGCUCUCCGGAACACUCAGAGCAACGACCAACACCACCAUCAUCACCACCACUCGCGACGUUCCUCACAGCUCAACUCGGCCUUAACAGGCAACAGCACAGCCGUCCUCGACGACGAAACCCCCGCCUCCGAGCGCUCUAUAUCCUUCCCCUCCGUUCACCCCGCUAUUCCUCCAAACCCACAGGCCCCGACAAGACGCAUUUCCCGCGACCCAUCUAGCGCAAGCCGGUCACCCGCUCUGAGGCCACUGCCAGGCCAUGAAUCCAGCCUGGGCACCGGCACCGAUUGGCCUCCUUCGCCAAUCGAGAAUGCUCGAAGGAACAGUUUCCGUGACGAGAGUGCCUUCUAUCAAGCCGAGACAGCGAUGCUAACCAGGGAGAAUCAACUGCUGAGACAACGCAUUCGAGAGUUGGAGAAACAAAUUGCCGAAAUGGAGGCACUGCCUGCAAAUACCCCGGCCACCCCGAGUAAUCUGGCGAUGGAUCCGUCGGUGGCAGCGCAGGAAGAAGCCUCUGCGGCAGCGGCGGUGAUGAGGGUUGUUGCGGAGGUGGAUAAAACAUGAUCUUGGAAUCAUUAUAAUGUGGAAUCAGAAUGGCUGGAAAGACUUGCAAGAGCUUGCAUUGCGGAGGCGUCGAAUAUCAAUUGGCGUUGUAACGUUCACCAGGCGGCACAUAAUGGUCCAUCUUUUGGGGCGUCGACAAGGAGUUGAAAUCGCUGUUCAGUUCAGCGCUUGGAACGAUGAUAUUAAAAUGGGAAAUGGAAAGGCAAAGCCAAAGGGAAGACUACAUUACUUUGUGGUGAUAUGGAAAUGACCGGCGUUAUGGUUUUGGCUAUGGAUGGUAUCCUCAAUGUCAACCAAUACUCAUACUCAUACUCGUACUCACGCUCACGCUCACGCUCUCGCUCUCGCUCUGCAUCCCUCAGAGCGAAGACAACGCUACUUCUGGACUACUAUAGGGACAUGGAACUCUCGAAUGUACGCAAGCUCUUCGAAGCGCCCGGCUGUGAGACAUCGUUUUCGGGUCCAGUUGGUAUGUGGUAUGUGGUAUGGCUUGAGGCCUACCCUAGUCUACUAGUACUGACUUAUACUAUUUUUUUCACUCUCCUCUACGGACAGCACUCGCGGUGGCCUUUGGCCCUCUUUGAAAGGUCCCGCGGACUCGGCAUCGUGACCAUGACCAUGACCAUGACCACGACCGCGGCCUCAAUAUCGUUGGGAUCUUUGGUAUUCCAUACUAGUACUUUUAAAUCCCAAUCUUACUUCUUGAGCAUGAGCAUGAGCAAGAAGCAUGAAGCAAG
This is a messenger RNA of Exophiala xenobiotica, 2190 nucleotides long. RefSeq lists its product as uncharacterized. NCBI's taxonomy places the organism in Eukaryota, Fungi, Ascomycota, Eurotiomycetes, Chaetothyriales, Herpotrichiellaceae. The transcript has a single exon. The record is from RefSeq and is a predicted model, not a curated record. Bases 377 to 1453 code for a protein of 358 amino acids.